AUCUGUCUCUACCCUGCGUUUUGCCGAAAUUCUCCUGUAUCUCUGCACUGUCGAAGUAAAAAGCAAAGAAACUGUGGAGCUAGCUAGAGAUCAAAGAAUGAGUAAUGGUACUAGGAUGGAAGAUCAAUUUAGGGGCAGAAAGAUUUUUGUUGGAGGAUUAUCGGCUGAAUUGACUGAAGAUGACUUCAAAAAUUACUUUGAAAAGUUUGGUCGGGUAACUGACGUAGUCGUGAUGCGUGAUAGUGUAACUAAACGCCCUAGAGGAUUUGGAUUUAUCACGUUUGAUUCUGUACAAUCCGUUGACUCUGUUCUUCAAAAUAACUUUCAUGAGUUAAAUGGUAGGCGUGUGGAGGUGAAGAGAGCCAUCCCAAAAAAGGGGAACUACAAUGGCGGCCAUAUUUCCAAAAGCCCUCUUUCUGAAAGCAAUGUUCUUCCCUCUUACCCAUAUUAUAGCUGUGGUUAUACAGUUUAUCCUGGUUUUACACCUUUUCCACCUUAUGGACCAGGUUUUGGUUUAUAUGGCUCAGACCCCUAUGGGAAUUGGUUUUCCCCCAGCUUUGGUCCCAUGGCUUCACCAGCUGCAUGGUAUGCUCCAAAUUUCUUUGGAAUGUUUCCUCCACCUCAUAAAAAUUCUCUAGUUUAUCCAACGUAUUCAAGCAAUGGGCUAUCUACUCCGGUGGCUGGAUAUGAAACUGCUGAUGGGAGAAGAAAGGUUGAGCCCCCCUCUCGUGCACAGAAAAAUAUGUCGGCUGACGCAGUGCCAUUUCAUGCUAAGGAUAAAGCUUGAAAGGAUCCGUUUUGUACAUGGAAACUUGGGAUUUAUGAUUGGAUUUGCUCUUGAUCUUGUUAUAAGGGCAUUUAGUUUGUAAAUUCUGUAGAUUUGUCUAGUUCUUUCUAUUAUAUUUUUUCUAAUCUCUGUUUUUUUUUUAUCUGCUUGUGAUGAAUUCAUGGUCGUGUGGAACACUCAGGCAACUGUUACAGUGGUUUUAGAUU
Molecule: messenger RNA, 993 nt
Organism: Cucurbita pepo subsp. pepo (vegetable marrow)
Lineage: Eukaryota; Viridiplantae; Streptophyta; Magnoliopsida; Cucurbitales; Cucurbitaceae
Source: RefSeq, a predicted model, not a curated record